Messenger RNA from Diaporthe batatas, 3826 nucleotides. RefSeq lists its product as uncharacterized. Bases 1603 to 3450 code for a protein of 615 amino acids. Gene Ontology annotation, biological process: NAD+ metabolic process; NADP+ biosynthetic process. The record is from RefSeq and is a predicted model, not a curated record. The transcript has 4 exons. NCBI's taxonomy places the organism in Eukaryota, Fungi, Ascomycota, Sordariomycetes, Diaporthales, Diaporthaceae. Gene Ontology annotation, molecular function: NAD+ kinase activity.
GGCCACUUCUCCACGACAGCCUCUCGGCAUCCCGAUUUUCACCCAUCACGGGGGUGUCAACAAGAAGGAUACGGAUCAGGCGGCACAUUGUGCAUAGCAACGUCCAAACCAAGCCUCCUGCAGCUCCAGCGGGAAGCAACCGUGUACCGCAACCCCAAGAUCUGACGUAUCAAUGCGAACGGUCGUCAGAAACCGACAGGGCAGGGGCCAGGAUCAUGGAACUUCCGUUGGUUCACCAUAUGGAGUGCUCCCUAUUGCCGAGCAGAGCAUUUGGCCCUGCGGUACACAACGGGGAUCAAUGCAAUGCUGGCUCUGCAAAGGUGAUUUGGCGGGCCAGGCCGUCAGGCCCUUUGACGGCCCUUUGUUCUGGAACAGCGGGGACUAUGCGGGAGCCGCGCCGCGCUCUGCCACAAGCUGCCCCCCUCGGAGCGGCCUAUCUGCCUGUCUGCGCCGGCAUCUCCUGUCCCAGCUUCUACUCAGAUGCCACGCUGCCUGUGUAAGUGGACGUUUCUGGGUUCUCACCGAUCCUGGCCUGUCACUUCACCCCUUGCCGGUCAUUAUCCAGAGGGGCGGGCGGCAUACUACAAGUAGGCUGUUUCGACGCGGCCUUCUUUGGGCACGACACACAGCAGGGCAACUUUGUCUAUAACUUCCUUUCCCUUUCUUCUCCCUUUCUCCCCAGACGGCAAGCUGGAAGCAGAGCUCUGGUAGUUCUCUAGUAAUUACCUUGCCCCUUGCGCUUGUCCGUCCCAUCUCGUUCUCUCACCACCUUCUUGAAUCGCGCCGGCGUCGUUUCUUGCCUUCUUUUUAACCCUGCCCUUCUUUACUUUACUUGGGAAGCAACUCUUUUGCUCCAUGCUUCAACCGUUCAAUAUCUCCCCUGCAUCCUGUCCAAGCCACCAAGCGAUCCUUCGACCGUCAUUUUGAGAGCAUCGCGUGCAUCGGCAUUGUUUUAAAGACCUGGAGUCGACAUCUUACAGCAUCUAAUAUUCGCAAGACGAAGUUGCUUUUUGCAAGAGAUACCCGUCACAUCUUCCAUCUGUCCAGCACCAGGCGUCUUUGUCACGAGUCCUCCAGCCACGGGCCAGUGUCUCUGCACCUCGGAUCACAUCACACUGCCACCAUACCGAUCAAUCAGAGCGAGCAAGACCCCCCUCGAUCACGGCUCCUUGCAGGCGGUAUCAAGUUCGCCUUCUUUGUCAGAGUCCACAAGAUCUACGAAGACCGUCUCGGCCGUGGCACCAGACACUGACAGCAACAAACCUGUGACGUUGCAUGGUCAGUAUCCAGGCCCACCAACCCAGCACUCACACAGAACGAGGCCGAUCAACCGGGCCAGCUGGACUUCUUUCUCUCUUCCUCCGUUGACAAAGGCCGCCAAGAUUUGGCUUUAUCGCUGAGUCGCAAGCUCGGGGACAUCUGAGUCUGGCUUGCGUGCAUCCUCCAAGUUCGCCUGUGUCGUGCUGCAGAGAAGUAUCCUGCAGCCCCGGAUCUUGCACACACGCCCGCGCCUGCAGACGUCCAACCACCACCUCCCACCUCCAGAGCAGGCUCGACGAUUCCCGGCUGCCGGCAGAUCUCUGGGGUCCUCCUUUCGUCACCAUGUCGGACCAACUCCUAUCCCCGACCUCGAUCCACCCAGCCCUCAGUAAUCCCGCCGCUCUUCCGCCAUUGCAAAAGUCCGACGAGUCCAAGCCCAAUAAUGGCCAUAAUACCCUACACGACCGCCCCCGGACCUCAUCAUCAAAUCCCUCCGGUCCUACCCUGACCACUUCCAUACCAUAUCCUCCCAACCUGCAACAACUCUCCCUUGACGAAGCAAAACAUAACCUUCGAUAUGUCGACCACAACCAACCCAUCUCGUUAGCAGCCGCUCUCGCAGGUGGAGACUCCGAAGACUCCGACCCCGGUCCCUACGCCAGAGGCCACCGGAAGGGCUCGCGCUCCAUCGAGUCUAUCCCCCGACAGACCCUUUUCAAGGCUCUUGCCUCGUCGGUCUCUCGCAGCAACAAGCCUGAGGCCCUAUCCUUGCCCGGUAUGCUGUCGGCCUCGCAGCCUAGCGGGCCUGAUGCCCGGCGCGGCACUUCUUCCUCCCAACUGUGCGAUGCACUCAACGACCUUGCUCAGCGCACCCAUACGCCCACCACGGCGUUCCCUGCAUUGCAGUCGCCAUGCUUCUAUCACCAACGCUUCGACGGCAUUGUCGACAUAGACAGGGUUCUGGAGGAGAUCAAGAACGAUGAGUGGAUGUCGCACUCACGCCUGGUUCAGACCGCCACCGGAGUCCGUGAGGUGUCCAAGCAGCUGCAGAGGAGGCCCAUCAAGCGGGCGGUACGCAACGUCAUGAUUGUGACCAAGGCGAGGGACAACCAGCUGGUCGUCUUGACUCGCGAGUUGGCGCAGUGGCUACUCAGCACGCCGCGCUAUGGGUCGGAUCUCGGCGUUAACGUCUAUGUGGAUGCAAAGCUCCGCAACUCGAAGCGAUUCAAUGCGCAGGGGCUGGUCAACGAGAACCCACGUUUCCAUCACAUGCUCAAGUACUGGACACCGGACCUCUGCUGGAGCCAACCUGAGAAAUUCGACCUGGUUCUGACGCUGGGAGGCGAUGGCACGGUGCUCUUCACCUCAUGGCUCUUCCAGAGAAUAGUGCCUCCCGUGCUCUCCUUCAGCCUGGGGAGCUUGGGCUUCCUGACACCGUUUGGCUAUGAUCAUUUCAAGGAACACCUGAGUCGCGUUAUGGGAGAUGACGGCAUGAAAAUCAACCUGCGGAUGCGAUUUACGUGCACGGUGUACCGGGACGGCCAGCAAGGUCGUGACCUUGAGGAAGGAGAGCAGUUUGAGGUCCUCAACGAGCUCGUGAUUGACCGCGGCCCGUCGCCCUAUGUGUCCAACUUGGAACUCUACGGGGACAAUGAGCUUUUGACCGUUGUCCAGGCGGAUGGUUGCAUCUUUUCCACGCCGACUGGAUCGACCGCGUAUUCUCUCUCCGCAGGUGGCUCCCUCGUCCACCCAGACCUACCUGCCAUCCUCCUGACACCUAUCUGUCCGCACACACUUUCUUUCCGGCCCAUGGUCCUAUCCGAUACGAUGCUCUUGCGAGUGACUGUCCCUCGCAACUCGCGAGCAACGGCCUACUGUGCCUUCGACGGCAAGGGACGCGUGGAACUCAGGCAAGGCGACUGUGUCACCAUCACGGCCUCGCAGUACCCUUUCCCCACCGUCAACCGCACCGACACCGAAUGGUUCGACUCCGUCUCCCGGACGCUGCGCUGGAACACCCGAGCGGCGACGCAGAAGGGCUUCGACACAGGCAGCGCCAACGGCAGCGAAGCUUGUGACGAGGGUGAAGGCGAUUGGGACAUCGACACCGACUCUGCUUGCUAUGCCUCCGAGGAGGGGAGUGCAGCAGCGAGCCCAUUGAGGAGACAAAUGAGCCUUCUCGGAUUGUAGGAACCACCCGCCAAAACCGAAGACUGUUUCGACUGCUCGGGCGACAUGCAGGACCGGUCACACAGCACAUGGACCGGAGUCACUGGGAACACUCGCCCACCUCGUCGAGGAAGUGACAUAUACAUUUUAGAAAUUUAUAGAUAGAGCUAAGAGCGUGGCAUUUCGUUUGGACAUAGCAUGUUUGCAAUGCCGCAGCGAGCGGGCAUUUCUCAACCUCGUCCUAGGUGUGCGGGGAUUUCUUUAGGCGUUGAGUACAGUGAUCUCUCAAAGCACAGUGUCACAUUCUCGGAAGAAUCUGACAAAAAUAUAGCCAUGCUCUUUUGGCAUGUCAAUACAAAUAGAAAGGGAGUCGAAUCUCUUGACCACCCCCAAACUA